AUGGCUUCAUCAUCAACGAAGACUACCGCCACAUCAUCGCCAACAACAAAUAAUGCCACAUCUCUUGAUCCUAUCCGCCAAAUGCUUCUGCUUCCACCUGCUACACGACCCCCCGAAUUUGAAAAUCCACUGGAAAAAAUUGAACAACUGCUAACAUGUCCAAUUUGCUUGGAUCGUUACAAGUAA
Loa loa (African eye worm) is the source of this 186-nucleotide messenger RNA. RefSeq lists its product as hypothetical. The coding region runs from base 1 to 186 and encodes 61 amino acids. The record is from RefSeq and is a predicted model, not a curated record. The transcript has a single exon. Lineage: Eukaryota; Metazoa; Nematoda; Chromadorea; Rhabditida; Onchocercidae.